AUGAGCGUAGUCUGGAAGCUUUUCACCAAAACGUCCGAUGAAAAAGGGAACAGCAUUGCUACUUGCAAUAUUUGUAAGAAAAAAAUGAAAAUUCCAUUAUCGAAGACUACCACGAACCUGCUCAUACAUCUCAACGAGAAUCAUAAACAGGAAGUUCAACGAGUCAAGAAGGAGCAGCCAGCUACGCCGCCUACUACUCAGAAGUCGCAGCCCUCCAUAAUAACGGCAUUUUCACCAAAAAUGACAAGUGAAGCCCGCAGAAUUGCAAACACACGACUCGCCAUGCUAAUCGCAGAUAAAUCGCUUUCCUUCAACUUACCAUCAUCAAGAAGUUUUCGCCACUUUGUGCAGUCGCUA
Messenger RNA from Cylicocyclus nassatus, 357 nucleotides. The record is from the annotation of a GenBank genome assembly. NCBI's taxonomy places the organism in Eukaryota, Metazoa, Nematoda, Chromadorea, Rhabditida, Strongylidae.